CCCGCGGAGCAGAGCCGAGCCGAACAUGCCUCCAAACCACUUCCUGCCGCAGUUGGCAGUGGUACCAUGAGUCCUGCAGCCUGAGCUCGCUGGGUCUGACAUAAAGUCCACUGUGGUGCAUUUGUCAUUGUUUGCGGCUGAGCUCGUUCUUAUCAUUUACAGAAACUGGGACAUUAAAGUAAAACCAGACGUACUCCACAAUUUAGCUGUUAAAUGACAUUUUAUUUCUGAAACGUUCAUUCUCAACUCAACAAAUCCCACGGGGAGCAAGAGGCUCCAUCCACAGUGGGAGGACACCAGUCAGGUUUACUGGACACCAGCUGCUCACACUGGGUCCAGAGCAAACACACUCAGCUUGGUUUUGCUUUCAGACAUGAGCUCCUGCGUGUGUUCCAGUCUGACUCUAUUUGUUCUAACAGGAACUUCAGUCUGGCCCCAGGAAAGCAUUAGCUCCCACUGUGGACGGGCAGAGGCUUACGUGCUCAUGCUGGUCUGAAGGAACAUGGUCAUGGAGCAGCGCCUGAAGCGUGGGAAAGGUGGCCUGAGAAAUCAGGCCAAACGAGCGUCCUUCCUGUGUUCAGAGAAGCAGGUGUGGACUAGCUGCAGUUUCUUCACCACAAUCAACCCGCAGAGAAAAGUCUGACUUGCAUUUCACACCCUGGAAAACGUCGUUACACAAGUGACCUGAUGUUUGCUCCCUGUGAAAAUCCCCGCUGCUCGAACACACCCCGCUGCUUCAGAGGAGGGGGGGUCAGACGCUGGGGGGACAUGUUGUGUCAGGUCAAGUAACAAGCGAGUCAGAGUCCUGGACGUUGUGACAGUGAAGCUGCUGUAGGUUUGGAUGCUGGGAAACGUCAUGUCCUCCUCCCUCUCUGGUGGAGGCAGAUGGACUGCUGCUCACUGGGAUGUCUUGGCCUCUGUAGAACCCCACAAUGCUGGGAAGUUUGUUCUGUCGCGUCUCAGACGUGUUUGUGAGCAGCUUUACUUGCUCCGCAUGUCACAGGAAGAAGAGGCGUCAGAUGCUGUGGAGGUGAGAACCAACAUGACGCUGCUGAGAGUUCUGCUGUUCUGCUGUCUGCUUCACACAGGUGUGAAGUGCGACAGAGACGCGGUGUUUGUGUACAGCAGACUGAGAGGCAGCGCCCUCCUGCCCUGCACUGCUCGGCUUCACUCAGACUGCUCCCUCAUCAGCUGGACCUUCUACAAAGGUGGUGAUCGGAACAUUAACGAGGUCAUCGGGGGACAGGUGAGCGACUCGGCCAGAUCCAGCCGCUUGUCCGUCACAUCCAACUGCUCUCUCCACCUGCACGACCUCAGGGUGGACGACGCCGGCUCCUACGUCUGCUGGAGACAAAGUCAUAGCAUCGCCAACGUUUACCUGUCUCUCCUCACCAUCACUUCACCUUCCACACUCACCGACCUGCAGCCUGGAGGGAACCUCAGCCUGAGCUGCGUGCUCUUCACCUACUAUGAUGCUGGGGGCUGCAAGUCAUACUCCAGCGCAUUCAGCCUAAGCUGGAUGGACGAGGACGGGACGCCGCUGCCCACAGACGGCAGGUAUGAAAUUGUUGAGCAGACUCGCUGCAGCGUCUUGCUAGUCACAACUCUGCAGAGGGAGGACAACAGCAGGAGAUGGAGGUGCCAGGUGGAAACCUCGGAGAACAGCAGCGCCGUGUUUCAGGAUUUCUCCUCCAUCUUUCUGCUCAACCGCCCUCUCGCUGCUCAGACUCCAGGUUCUCCUGCCACCAUGCAUUGUCCAGUUGAGCUGCCCAUUAGCCGCAUUGUGCUCUGUGCAGCUCUGCCAGUCAUGGUGAUUGUAGUGAGCCUGUGGUCACGGAGAACAGGCAAACAUCUGGCUAAAACAUCUGCAGCUGCCACAGAGCUCCAGGAAAUUAACAGUUAAUACCUGGUUUUCAAAUCCCACAUGGUCUCAGACACAUGUUACAGAUGUGGCGGUAACAGCAGCAGGAUUAUUCAUGUGUUUCAGUAUGUUUGACAGAAUGUAUUUCUGUAUAGUGUAAAAGUUAUAUUGUAAAACUGUACUUUUAUUUUUGUUUUUUUUUUGUUUUUUAAAUGUGUAAUCAUCACGAUUGAUAAAUGAAAUUAACCAUAAAGGUAAACACAAAAGGAAACAAGUCUCUGCGUUAACGUCCAGAUCAUGUAUCAAAUGUAACACAGAACCUGGAAAAUGACACAGUGAAGAGAACACAACACAGUAAAGCAAAAGUAUUCUACAAAAUACCACUUCGACUGUGACUUGACUUGGAACAUUUAGAGGUUCACAUUUGGAUUUUUUCCUUCUGUCAUUU
Molecule: messenger RNA, 2309 nt
Organism: Betta splendens (Siamese fighting fish)
Lineage: Eukaryota; Metazoa; Chordata; Actinopteri; Anabantiformes; Osphronemidae
Exons: 4
Coding region: 842-1903 (353 amino acids)
Biological process (GO): T cell activation; positive regulation of ERK1 and ERK2 cascade; interleukin-15-mediated signaling pathway
Cellular component (GO): external side of plasma membrane; membrane raft
Molecular function (GO): protein tyrosine kinase binding; MHC class II protein binding
Source: RefSeq, a predicted model, not a curated record